AUGAAAUAUAGUCAAGACCCUGUAUAUGGAAUACGCUUAGGCCUAAGUAGGCUUCAUCCAAGAAAUCCACAUCGCUAUGAUGACUUUCUCGAACUUAUGAGCUUGUUUCCACCUCUAAAGAAGUAUAUACAAAUUAAGGGCACAAAAGUUAUAGCUGAUUAUAGUAAUAAAGAAUUCCUUUAUGAAUUGACCCGUACUCUUAUGAAUUUCAGGUACAAUAUUGACUGGAGUAUAUCCAGGGGAUUUUUGAUCCCAACAGUACCUUCACGCGCCAACUACGUUCACUAUAUUGCAGAUUUACUAACUCCUGAACAUUUCUAUAACACAGAAAUAAUUUUAAGAGAAAGUAAUAGAGAUGUCAAUACUAUUGAAGGUGAAUAUUCUGAGGUAUCUAAAUCUAUAAUCCCAUUAGGGCUAAAAGUUAUUGGGAUUGAUAUUGGAUGCGGAGCUAAUUGCAUUUAUCCGCUCAUUUGUCAUAAAACUUUUGGAUGGAAAAUGUUUGGGAGUGAUCUUUCAAAUGAAAGCAUCAAUAUAGCAUCUUCCAUUGUAAAACGUAAUGGAUUAAGUAAGAAUAUUAACUUUCUAUAUCAAGAUGACCCCACAAAUAUACUGUGCGGAAUUCUAGAUAGCUCUAGCUUACUGGAUAUAAAUUUUACCUUUUCUAUGUGCAACCCACCAUUUUAUUCUUCAUUUAAUGAUUAUACACAUUCUACACAUCCUAGUCGUCAGGGUGAAGGGAAACUAUUUGAAAUAAUUACGACAGGUGGAGAAGGGGUUUUUAUUGAAAAUAUGAUACAUCAGAGCUUGAAAUUCCCUAAAAGGGUUAUUUGGUAUACAACACUAGUCUCGAAACUUAAUAACUUAAAAAGGUGUAGAAAAUUGUUGUUAGAUAUAUCUAGACAAGGUGGUAACGAAAAGAAGCUAGAAGCUAUUAGAACUAUUACAAUGGAACAAGGUAACCACGUUAGAUGGAUAUUAGCAUGGAGCUUUUAUUCAAAGAUAGAUCGCAUAGCUCUUCUAUCCUUUAUUAGGUCAUAA
This is a messenger RNA of Cryptosporidium muris RN66, 1038 nucleotides long. RefSeq lists its product as uncharacterized. Gene Ontology annotation, molecular function: 23S rRNA (adenine(1618)-N(6))-methyltransferase activity. The transcript has a single exon. The coding region runs from base 1 to 1038 and encodes 345 amino acids. NCBI's taxonomy places the organism in Eukaryota, Apicomplexa, Conoidasida, Eucoccidiorida, Cryptosporidiidae. Gene Ontology annotation, biological process: rRNA base methylation. The record is from RefSeq and is a predicted model, not a curated record.